Pogona vitticeps (central bearded dragon) is the source of this 1089-nucleotide messenger RNA. NCBI's taxonomy places the organism in Eukaryota, Metazoa, Chordata, Lepidosauria, Squamata, Agamidae. The record is from RefSeq and is a predicted model, not a curated record.
AUGUCACUUUGUGCUGAUUGCUCAGAAGAUGACUUAAUCAAUGUUACUUUUGAAGUUUGCAACACCAAAGAAAGAGAAGCAGUACCUGCAUCUGUUUUUAUCAAGUAUUUGGAGGAUGUGACUGGACAUAACCAUGAAAACAGUAAACUUCUCUUGCUAUAUAAUAUGCUGGAUCCUGCAAGGCAAAAUGUUCUUGUUGACAGAAAAACCUUUCAUGCUACUAUGAAAAAGUGGAUUACCAUAUGCUAUCAAGAUGGUAUUUCAGAAACUGAACCUGAAAAGCAUGGAAGUACCACUAACAAAAAAUUUCAGUGCAAUGUUGAUAUGAUCUCUUCCAUAUCUGAUGAAGGUGUUGAAAUAUUUGAAGGAAGAGCCGAAGAUUCAGAAAUGGCAUGUGACUUAAGCAGCAGCAUUGAAGAUUUAAAAUACAUGAAUCAGAAAAUGACUAAGCAGUUAUUGAAAAUGCAGAAAGUAGUGGGAGAAUCUGAGGAAACCUGUUUACAACUGAGAGAUGAUGUUGCAGAGCUGCGAGACAGGCUAGCAAGCAUGCAAAAACCUCUAGGAAAGUUCAAAUACAUAUAUAAAGAACUUGAAGACACCAGAAAUGGAAUGGCAAACUUGAAUGAAGAAAAUCAUAUGAUUUGUGAAUGCAUCACAAGACUGAAGAAAAGUGUUGAAUUCCUCACUACAAAACUUAAUUCAUUAGAAGAGAAUGCAAAGACCCACAAAGAAGGAAAUCCUUCAGUCUGUGAAACAUCAUUUCCACAUUCAUGGGAACCCUUUCAAAACUUCUUACAAGAAAUAAAAUCUCAGAAAGAUAGCAUGUUAAAAUCCUUGAUGGAAGAAAUGGAGCUAAAACAGAAAAUGGAUCACUCAUUAGCAGUUGUAACGCAGGCACUGUACAGCUUGUGCCCUUUCAUCAAGACAUGGAACAAAGUUUUAGAGAAUUUAGAGACACUUCUACAGUUACCACAGUUUUCGGCAAAACUGGCUUGGUAUGAUUUGUGUUUCAUAUGAUUUGAAAGGCUACACUCUGAAAAGAUACUUCGCAAUGAAUUCUGCUGACAUCAAGAGGGCUUGCUUCUAAGU